Molecule: messenger RNA, 1946 nt
Organism: Oncorhynchus masou masou (cherry salmon)
Lineage: Eukaryota; Metazoa; Chordata; Actinopteri; Salmoniformes; Salmonidae
Product: heat shock protein 30-like
Exons: 1
Coding region: 947-1564 (205 amino acids)
Biological process (GO): protein refolding; response to heat
Cellular component (GO): cytoplasm; nucleus
Source: RefSeq, a predicted model, not a curated record
GGCUGUUCCACUGGAUGUCAGAAGGUGAAUUCACCAAUUUGUAAGUCGCUCUGGAUAAGAGCGUCUGCUAAAUGACUUAAAUGUAAAUGUAAAUGUCUGUGAAAUUCAGUUUGCACAUACUGCACAUUGACUAAGCAUGAUAUGUCCCUAUGCAGAUCACAUUUUUCACUUAAUCUCAAGUAGCCUGAGUCACUGCUAGGCUGCCUGUCCUGAUAUUGACAUGGGCAUGAAUAUGAAGCAUAUCUAACAGGCAAUAUCCGUUUCAGAAAAAAAGCUUUCUUGCAUGACUUGUAUAGGAAAUUUAAUUUUCAAUGAGCAGCUGAAAUCACUGUCAGUCAGGUUGGCCUAUAUAGUUGUUCUGCCUUGCCAUUCAUAGCCUUGCAAAUUACAUAUGAAAAAUGAAAGCUAUUUGAAAACUAGUCUAUAGUUACAAUGGUGAAAAUUGACAUUCUGCAACCAUUCUGGUCCUGCCCAUUUGAACGUAAGCCUAUGCUUUUUUAAUCUUGGAGUUUUUUUUAUUAUUUUUAUUUUUUUAUUUCACCUUUAUUUAACCAGGUAGGCUAGUUGAGAACAAGUUCUCAUUUACAACUGCGACCUGGCCAAGAUAAAGCAUAGCAGUGUGAACAGACAACACAUUGUACACGGAAAUCUUAUGGGAGACGUACUAAUGACCUGCUGGGAAACACAUAGGGAAGAAAAUAUACCCAAUAUCAUCACAGAUAUGUGCACAGCCUAUUCUAUUACUGAACAUCCAAAUGUAGAAAAUUACUCCCACGGUGACACCCAGUGGAGAACUUAGGCAAAGACAGGAAAGUUCCUGAAGACACUGGAGCUACAAGAGAAAGAAUAUAAAAGCUGUGAAACUCCCACUGCUUUGACAGAAUCCAACACUGAACACACGGUACAAUCUCAGAGCAAGGGGACUCAACAUUAAAAUUGACUGAAGAUGCUGUGCUCCCGAGUAUUCCAGUCUUCCCUCAGCCCAUUGAUGGACUUCUACUGGCCUGUGUGCAGUCUUUGGCCAGAGGUCCAACUUCUUCUCUGCCAGCGGUAUUUACUGCUGAGAAACAUGCUGGAGAUCAAGAGCAGUCUGGAGCUAAUGGAGAAACAUCAGCAGAACAUCUUUGGAGAGAUGGACCAUGUCCCAGCCUCUGUGGUCAUCCAACCAGUCUCCUACACGCUGGAGAAAGAGAGAGAGGGUUUUGCCCUGGAUACUAAAGACUUCUCCCCAGAGGAGCUGUCUGUCAAGCAGGUGGGCAGGAAGCUGAGAGUCAGUGGGAAGACAGAGAAGAGGCAGGAUGAUGGGGAAGGCUCUUACUCUUCCAGAUGCCAGGAGUUCAGACAGGAAUUUGAUCUGCCUGAUGGGGUGAAUCCUGAGACUGUCACCUGCUCCCUGGAUCAUGAUGGGAAGCUCCACAUCGAGGCUCGAAAGAAUCCAUCAUCUGCUGAGGAGGUGGCUGAGAGAGUGGUGCCCAUCAACUGUAGCCUGGAUGUGAAGAUGCCACAAUUCCUCAGCUCACAGACAGAGGGCAGCAACAUAGAGGGCAGAACCUCAGACACAUAGGAGAAACAACAGAACACUAUUUCACAUAAAGACUGAUCAUAUUAUUAUGCUAUUUUUUAUUUGACUGGAUGUUACAUUUUCUAAUCUAUAUUUUUAUGGUUAUGAAACUGUAUGCAUUUACAUUUCAUAUCUUGUAACAAUCAAUCUGAGAUGCUAUUUAAUUGAAUCAAUCAAAUCUAUACAUAAUAUUGCAGUCAUUAUCAACUCUUCAAUUAAUAUCAACAUAAUGAGAAUCGAUAGAGGGGCUAAAGGCUGGCCUAAAGACUGACACUGUCUUCUUUAUGGAUUUUCUUGUUUUUCUACUGAAUUAUCUAAAUGUCAUGAUAUGUUUUGAUAAAAUGUGUAGUUUUGUUACCCAAUACAAUGUUCAGUAUACUUCUCA